Panicum hallii is the source of this 4176-nucleotide messenger RNA. Its product is annotated as putative clathrin assembly protein At4g02650. NCBI's taxonomy places the organism in Eukaryota, Viridiplantae, Streptophyta, Magnoliopsida, Poales, Poaceae. The record is from RefSeq and is a predicted model, not a curated record. The transcript has 3 exons. Gene Ontology annotation, biological process: vesicle budding from membrane; clathrin-dependent endocytosis; clathrin coat assembly. Bases 2348 to 4093 code for a protein of 581 amino acids. Gene Ontology annotation, molecular function: clathrin heavy chain binding; SNARE binding; phosphatidylinositol-4,5-bisphosphate binding. Gene Ontology annotation, cellular component: clathrin-coated pit; clathrin-coated vesicle.
GCGAAUAGCAUGACUGAAUACUGAAUGCCCUGAAUUGCAUAACUCAAAACAGGUUCGAGUCUCCAUGGAGCUGCUGGCAAUGCCUUCGGCGGCUUUGGCGCUGUGCCUACACAUCCUGCAUCAUUGUUAGGGACAACGGAGAAUCCCAUCCAUGGAGGCGGCUUUGUCCUUGCUUGGACUGACGAGCAGGAGGGUGUGAUGGCCACUGGGGGCGGGGCGUGUGGGGGAGCGAGCGAGGCUGGAAAGGUGCACACGAGGACCUGCAUUCAUCUUUCUCAUGGCCAACCCAAGUACUGCGCUCGUUCCUGCCCUUAUUGUUGGAAAUCGAACUGAAUUGAUUCAAAUUGCUUGAAGAGAUUGUUGGAAUUGGUCAUGAGGAGGCCAGAGGACUGAUCAAUUUGUGGCGCAACUUGUUCUGCCCACCGGAGGCACGCAACACGGCCUCGGUGGCUCCGGGUUAAAACUCACAGGUUCCCAUGGUAACUUCAUCGGGAUCGACUUGUUACCAGCUCACCAGCGUGUCAUGAACAGGAAGGCCAUGAAGGGGGCAGUGCGACUUCGUCAACGCCAGGAGAAAAGGUUGGCGCGUACUGAAGCUUGUGAGUGACGGUUUGAACUGUGUCCAGGCUGGAUUCUUCCUCUGCUCCAUCCUCUGUAAUCAGACUUGAACGGAGGAAAACUCUGAACAUUCUUCCUCUGCUCCAUGCUCUCCCAAAAUUCAGACCCCUGCUAGCUUAAUCCCUCUAAUUCUUGUUCUAAUCCCUUGCGAGAUCGUAACAAUUGGUAUCCAUAGCCUUCCCCCACAAAUCCCCACCACGAAUCCCCACCGAAAUUCUUUCCAAUUGCUUGCGAGUUCGCUCUGACGCCUGCGAAGAAGCCGUCCAAGUUUAUUUCGGUGGCAAUUUGGCAAAGCCACCUCUUGGCGGUGGCAAAAAGCCAAUUCUCUCCGAGCGCAGAUGGCGGAUUCAAUCGAGAAUCUCUCGACGAAGCUUGAAGGGUUUGACGCGGUGAUGCAGAAGAUCCUGGACAAGGUCACUACCUUCGAGUCCUGGCAGUCGUCGGCUGACAGGUCCCUCUCUGCUCACCAAGGCGGACGACGCGGCGGCUCCGCUUCAGCGCCUCGAGUCGACUCCUCCGCCGCCGCCACCGCCACCGCUGCCACAACCUCCGAUCCGGCCGGCUCCACCUCCGCCUCCGAUGUCGGCGCGCGUCUCCCCCUUUGACCUCAACCUGGCUCCGGAACAGGUGGCGCGCCAGCCUGCGCAGACCUGGGAGCGGCCCCGUGGGCACCGUCAUGAUUCGAGCAACCGGGAUGUUGGCGGUGGGAUCCUUGGUUCUCCUCCGCCACGCCUGAUCACGGGUUGAUUGUUGUAGGAAAGAGGGAGGGACAUAGCCAAGCUGGCAAGAUCAACUACAAUGCCUGAUUAUCACUACUUUGCAGUCUGCCGUUACUAGUGAGCUUGCACCCACGUCUUGUGCCGUGCUUCACUUAGUGCAAGAAAUGGUUUCUGAAUAUCAACUCAUGGGCUAUUGAGCUUACAGACAAGGGCCAAUUGAGCUUACAGAGAUCAACGAUCCAUUUCCAUGAGACCCAGAAUGCAGCAAGACCGUGUGAUCUGGCAGACAAUUCCAUGGCUUAGUCAACAUCCGACUUUCACAGGCUUGCAACGGUCCAGCGGAUUCUCUGCUGUUAGUUAUCAAGCCGGCAGUCUGGCGGCAGCUUCCACAAGGGCAACCGGUAGCAAGUCGUUAGUCCGGUAAGCAUGCAUCUUUGCAACUUUGCAUUCGUGGAACAAGCCAUCCGUGUCAUCCUACAGCAUGAAGGUACUCAUCCGUGAUUCUCUCAAACACCAAGAAAUCAAAAGAAUCAGAAAAGAAACAUAUACCAAUGUCCAUGUACUGUAGACGAGCAGAGUACUGGACCCAAGUUAGCCCAAAUCUAAACUUGAGAGCGCACCGCAGUUAGCCCAAAUCAAGCGCUCCCAGCCAGGCUAACCAACCAACACUCCGCGUCAACAAAAACCCGCCGCGAAGCACCGUUUCCUCGGUUAGCUAAGCUUUCAGGUUCCAACAACACAACCACAAACCCCCACGAACGGCAUCCUCCCCGCCGCCCAGGCGCCGACGCGUCCACCCGCCCUGCAAUGCAACCGCCAGCCUCCGUCGCGCGCCUUCAUAUCUCCUCCGUUUCCUUCUCCCUCCAUACCCGAGACCGCGACUCCACUGCAAGCACCCUUCUCCAUUCUUGCCCACCCGAUCUCGGGCACCCUUCUGCAAGCACCGGAGGCUCGAACGUCAUCAGCUCAAGGGCAAGAGGAACCAUUCGCAGAGAACCAGCCGCGUGUGCAUGGCGCCGAGCAAGCUCCGGCAGGCGCUGGGCGCGGCCAAGGACCAGACGACCAUCGCGCUCGCCAGGGUGGGCGGCGCGGACGACGAGGUGGCCGCGGACGUCGAGGUGGCAAUCGUCCGGGCCACCGCGCACGGCGAGGCCCUCCCCGCCGACGACCGCCACGUCGCGGAGAUCCUCGCGCUGACGCGCUACUCCCGCGCGCGCGUCGCCGCAUGCGUGGCCUCCGUGGCGCGCCGGCUCGGGCGGACCCGGACGUGGCCCGUCGCGGUCAAGGUGCUGGCGCUCGUGCACCGCCUGCUCGCGGAGGGGGACCCGGCGUUCGAGCAGGAGGUGUUCCUCGCCACGCGCCGCGGCAGGCGCAUGCUCGACAUGUCCCGGUUCCGCGACCGCGGCCGCGCGCGCUCCCGCGACUGGGACUUCGCCGCGUUCGUGCACGCGUACGCCGUGUACCUCGACGACCGGCUCAAGUGCCGGAUGCAGGGCCGCCAGGGAGGCGCGGCCACCCCGAGGCAUUGGAGCGUCCACGGCAGUCGCGGCAGCAGCUUCCACGACACCGCCGACGGGACAGGCGAGGUGCACGAAGCUUGGCCGGCGACCGAGACGGGCACGGAGGAUCUCGUCGCGAGGGCGCAGCAGCUGAAGCACCUCCUCAACCGGUUCAUCGAGUGCCGGCCGACGGGGAAGGCAAGGACGAACCGGGUGGUCACGACGGCGUUGUACAGGGUGGUGAAGGAGAGCGCGGCGAUGUACUGCGAGCUCACGGAGGUGAUGGUCGUGCUCAUGGACCGCUUCGCCGAGCUGGACACCCCGGCUUGCGUGCGCGUCCACUCCAUCUUCACCAGCCUGGCGAAGCUGGUCGACGAGCUCGACGACUUCUACGCGUGGUGCAAGGCCACCGCCGUGUGCCGCCCGUCCGACGUCCCCGAGAUACAACGGGUCAGGCAGAAGAAUCUGGACCUGAUGGGCGAGUUCAUCCGCGACAGGCUAGCGUCGGCGUCGCUGCGAUGCCGCUCGCCGCCGGCGCCGCUCAGCUCGCCUUCUACCCCUGUUAGGAAGUACGACGCCAAACCAAUUGAUGAUGAGCCGGUGCCCGAAGAGCAGCAGGUUACUGCGCGGGAGGAGAACAAUACCGGCAAGGCGGCGGCGGCGGCUGAGCUUGCUGGCUCGCUCGUCGUGGUCGAUGACAAGAUGGCCAACCUCUUGAACUUGGACGACGACACUUUGCCGCCGUCCGGCGAGGAGCAUGACCGGGACCUGACUUUGGCACUAUUUGACGGUUGCUCGGCGGAAGCGACGGCGUCGGAAUGGGUGGCGUUCGACGAUCCAUCGGAAGAUUGGGAGACAGCACUGGUGCAGUCGACGAGCAGGCCCGCUACGCGGCUCGUGGAGCUCGGUGGCGGCUUCAACACGACGGUGCUCGACGCCAUGUACAGCCACGCGGCGGCCAACGCGACCGUGACAAACUCGCGGGCGUUCGCGGGAAGCGCGAGCAGCGUGGCGACGCAGCCGCUUGGUGCGACGGCGCUUGCACUCUCGCCACCGCCGGGUGCCAACGCCGCCGCCGCCGCCGCCGCCGCUGCUGGCACAAGGACGGAUCCAUUCGCGGCGUCGCAGGCGGUGCCUCCGCCGACGUAUGUCCAGAUGACGGACUUGCGGACAAGGCAGCGGCUCCUUGUGCAGGAGCAGAACGCGUGGCAGCAGUAUGAAAGGCAAAGGGCACCCUUUAGUUACAAUCUGUUGUAAGAUGGUGCGUUCGUACUGUUUGGGUGUUGGACUGUAACAAAAUUUCAAUUUGGAACACGGUACACGUUUAAAGAUUUCCAAGA